Gregarina niphandrodes is the source of this 330-nucleotide messenger RNA. Its product is annotated as 40S ribosomal protein S26. The coding region runs from base 1 to 330 and encodes 109 amino acids. Lineage: Eukaryota; Apicomplexa; Conoidasida; Eugregarinorida; Gregarinidae. The transcript is spliced from 2 exons. Gene Ontology annotation, molecular function: structural constituent of ribosome; mRNA binding. Gene Ontology annotation, cellular component: ribosome; cytosolic small ribosomal subunit. The record is from RefSeq and is a predicted model, not a curated record. Gene Ontology annotation, biological process: translation.
AUGCCUUCCAAGCGCAGAAACAACGGACGCGGCAAGAAGAACUGUGGACACAUUCGAAACGUCCGCUGUGUCAAUUGCGGCCGCUGCGUCCCCAAGGACAAGGCCAUCAAGCGCUACAAUGUCAGAAACAUCGUAGACGCCUCUUCUAGGAAGGACAUCAAGGAGAACAGCAUCUUCGAAAACUACAACUUGCCCAAGUUGUACAUUCAGCAGAUCUACUGCAUUUCUUGCGGUAUCCACUCCAGAAUUGUCCGUUCUCGCUCUCGCGCGGACAGAAAGAUUAGGUACAGCCCUUCUAAGUCUAUGGUCACUCGUCCCGUUCGCGCCUAG